This is a messenger RNA of Actinia tenebrosa (Australian red waratah sea anemone), 891 nucleotides long. RefSeq names its product protein Wnt-8a-like. The record is from RefSeq and is a predicted model, not a curated record. NCBI's taxonomy places the organism in Eukaryota, Metazoa, Cnidaria, Anthozoa, Actiniaria, Actiniidae.
AUGGCGUGGCUUGGCCUGAAAGUGAUGAAACUAGUUUUUGUCAUGACAUUGCUUGCAUAUAGCCGAUGGUGCAGCUUGGCAUCUGAUAAUGGCAAGCAGUUCUGCUGUUGUAAAACUACAGAUAUAUUUCCUGUAAGCCCAGGGAAAGAAAGAGAGAUUCUGAAGAACCAGAAGGAAAAGACGAGUGAAGUGACGGAAAAACCAAAGAAACAACAAUUGAGCGAUGAAACAACUGUUGAGCCACGCCCUGAGACAAGCAAGCAGACGAUCAGAGAGAAGGAGAUUGACGACAUUAGAAGAAGCAUACUGACAACAAACCUGACCAAGGAAAAUGUCAAGGACAUGUGGCUUAAAAAACAACAGUCGAGGAGAGGACGUCGAAGGUGGUCCAGGAUGAGCAGCAACGCUCUCUCUGCGGUCAGAGCUACCUUGAUGAAAGAGUGUAAGUGCCAUGGUGUCUGUGGAAGCUGCUCAACCAAAACCUGCUGGAAGCAACUCGCUCUCUUUGAAAAAGUCGGCAACUACCUGAAAGAAAAGUACCUGAAAGCUAAAGAAGUCCGCGUGAAAAAAGAUAAACUGGUCCAGAAAAUCAAACCAAAAACUUUCCAACCAAUCGCCAAGAAAGACCGCAGCCUCGUCUUCAUUGAAUCAUCCCCAGACUACUGCCGUUACAACGCAACCGCUGGCUCACUUGGUGUCCUGGGUCGAGUAUGUUAUAGUGAUUCUCCAAACUAUGCAAAGUGUAAUAAUUUGUGCAUAGCUUGUGGUUAUAAUAUCCAAAAGAAGUUACUCGUUAGAUCAGUCAAAUGUGAAUGCUAGUUCGAAUAGUGUUGUAGGGUUAAGUGUAAGACGUGUAUGCAGCUUGCUGCCAUGACAACGUGCCAUAGAUAG